AUGCUGUUCAAUCGGUCUUUUUUCACUUCCUUCUUACUCUUUCUCAUCUUCCUCUUUGGUUGUGCAUCAUCUGCAACUUUACCUACCCGAGAAGCGGAGGCCUUUAAAGCUGCACUAACCACAUUGAAAAAAACGAAUAUUGAUUUGAAUGUGGAUCCAUGCGAAGUCUCAUCUACUGGAAGUGAGUGGUCAACCAUCAACAGAUGGAAAGAUGAAGAAAAUCUUCAAGGGUCUCUUCCCAAAGAGUUUGUGGGACUUCCUUUUCUGCAAGAUAUUGAUCUCUCUAGAAACUAUCUCAAUGGUUCCAUCCCUCCUGAAUGGGAAGUCUUGCCACUUGUAAACAUAUCGCUUCUUGGAAACCGGUUAACGGGUCCAAUCCCUAAAGAGGUUGGAAACAUUACAACUCUUACUAACCUUGUUUUGGAAGCUAAUCAACUUUCAGGAGAAUUACCUCCGGAGCUCGGGAAUCUACCAAACAUUCAGCAAAUAAUACUUAGCUCAAACAACUUCAUCGGAGAAAUUCCAACCACUUUCGCAAAACUAACCACUUUGAGAGAUUUUCGUGUAAGUGAUAACCAAUUGACAGGAACAAUUCCAGAUUUUAUCCAAAACUGGACUAAACUUGAGAGACUGUUCAUUCAAGCAAGUGGUUUAGUCGGACCAAUUCCCAUGGCCAUUGCUCCUCUCGCUGAGUUAAAGGACUUGAGAAUCAGCGAUUUGAAUGGACCCGAAUCUCCAUUUCCACCGCUAAAGAACACGACAAAGAUGGAAACGUUAAUACUUAGGAGCUGCAAUCUAACAGGAGAUUUGCCCUCGUAUCUUGGAAACCUUGCCUCCUUAAAGCUCCUAGAUCUUAGCUUCAACAAACUGAGUGGAACAAUCCCUAGCACUUAUUCUAAUCUUAGUGACGGAUGUUACUUAUAUCUUACAGGAAACAUGUUGAACGGGUCAAUCCCAAUUUGGAUGAUAAACAAAGGAUACAGAAUUGAUCUUAGUUAUAACAAUUUCUCAGUAGAUCCAAGUCCAACUAAUGCAGUAUGCCAGUACAAUGAUGUAGUUUCUUGUAUGAGAAGCUAUCAAUGUCCUAAAACUUUCAAUGGUCUUUAUAUAAACUGUGGUGGAGAUGAAGUGACAAUCAACGGGACAAUGUACGAAGCUGAUAAAUACGAUAGACUUGAGAGUUUAUACGAAAGUCAAAAUGGAUGGUUCUCAAGCAACAUAGGAGUCUUCGUAGACGAUAAACAUGUUCCCGAGAGAGUAACAAUCGGGUCUAACACAUCCGAGCUCAACGUGGUAGAUUCUAGCCUAUAUACGCAAGCUCGUCUCUCAGCCAUAUCACUCACUUACUAUGCAUUGUGUCUUGGAAAUGGAAAUUACAAUGUUACUCUCCAUUUCGCUGAGAUCUUGUUCAGUGGUAACAAUACUUAUCAAAGCUUGGGUAGACGCUUCUUCGACAUAUACAUUCAGAGAAAGCUCGAGGUGAAAGAUUUCAAUAUCGUUGAGGAGGCAAAAGGUGUUGGUAACGUUGUCGUUAAGACAUUUCCUGUCGAGAUAACAGACGGGAAGUUGGAGAUAAGAUUGUCUUGGGCCGGAAAAGGAACUACGGUUAUUCCCACAGAAGAUGUUUAUGGUCCUCUCAUAUCUGCUAUAUCAGUGGAUCCAAAUUUCAAAGCACCACCUAGAAGUGGUAUGAGUACUACUCUCCAUGUAGUUGCAGUGAUGGCGUACGUAUUUCUCAUACUUCUCAUAUUUGUUCUGAUUGGUAUGCUCUUGAAAAUAAGUCACUCGAGAUCGAGGAAUCAAAUGGGAAGAGAUUUCAGGAGUUUGGAUCCUAUGAUAAGUUCUUUCUCGUUGAGGCAAAUCAAAACCGCUACAAACAAUUUUGAUUUAGCAAAUAGGAUUGGAGAAGGCGGAUUCGGUCCUGUACACAAGGGAGAGUUGUCUGAUGGAACAAUAAUCGCGGUGAAGCAGCUUUCCACAGGAUCAAGACAAGGGAACCGUGAGUUCUUGAAUGAGAUUGGCAUGAUCUCAGCUCUUCACCACCCGAAUCUUGUCAAACUAUAUGGAUGUUGUGCUGAAGGAGACCAGCUUUUGUUAGUCUAUGAGUUUGUGGAAAACAACAGCCUCGCUCGAGCAUUGUUUGGUCCUCAAGAAACUCAGUUGAGAUUGGAUUGGCCAACAAGGCUAAAGAUUUGUAUCGGGGUAGCGAGAGGACUAGCAUACCUUCACGAGGAAUCGAGGCUAAAGAUUGUACACAGAGACAUUAAAGCAACUAAUGUGUUGUUAGACAAAGACUUGAAUCCGAAAAUAUCAGACUUUGGUAUCGCCAAGCUUAAUGAAGAGGACAGCACUCACAUUAGCACUCGAGUUGCUGGAACAUUCGGUUACAUGGCUCCCGAGUACGCCAUGAGAGGGCAUUUGACGGAUAAAGCUGAUGUUUAUAGUUUCGGUAUUGUAGCUCUAGAGAUUGUUCAUGGAAGAAGCAAUAAGACAGACCUAUCCAAUAAUUAUACUUACCUUAUUGAUUGGGUGGAGAUUUUGAGGGAGCAGAAUAAUCUGUUGGAACUGGUGGAUCCAAGACUAGGAUCAGAUUACAACAGAGAAGAAGCAAUGACCAUGAUUCAAGUGGUGAUAAUGUGUACAAGCCAGGAUCCGAGUGAUAGACCACUGAUGUCUGAAGUGGUAAAAAUGUUGGAAGGUAAAAAGGUGGUGCAGAUGGAGAAGCUUGAAGAAGCUUCAAUCCAUAGAGAAACAAAGAGACUUGAGAACAUAAACACGAUGAAGAAGUAUUACGAAAUGAUAGGGAACGAGAUAAGUACAAGCAUGAGCAUGACCCUGACUGAUCAAAGUACCUCAUCAGAGCACUAAU
Messenger RNA from Eutrema salsugineum, 2869 nucleotides. RefSeq names its product probable LRR receptor-like serine/threonine-protein kinase At1g53420. Gene Ontology annotation, biological process: protein phosphorylation. Gene Ontology annotation, molecular function: ATP binding; protein kinase activity; protein binding. NCBI's taxonomy places the organism in Eukaryota, Viridiplantae, Streptophyta, Magnoliopsida, Brassicales, Brassicaceae. The transcript is spliced from 23 exons. The record is from RefSeq and is a predicted model, not a curated record. Bases 1 to 2868 code for a protein of 955 amino acids.